Molecule: messenger RNA, 1549 nt
Organism: Solea senegalensis (Senegalese sole)
Lineage: Eukaryota; Metazoa; Chordata; Actinopteri; Pleuronectiformes; Soleidae
Exons: 6
Coding region: 162-1511 (449 amino acids)
Biological process (GO): positive regulation of T cell proliferation; negative regulation of T cell proliferation; cell surface receptor signaling pathway
Cellular component (GO): external side of plasma membrane
Source: RefSeq, a predicted model, not a curated record
GGCCAGCCAUGUUUUCACAGAGAGGGAGUUUCCCCGACUGCUCUUACUUUGAAGGUGCACCUGUGCAGGUAUGAAGACUUCCCGUUGAAACAGAAAGUAGACUUGUCACUUCACACCGGCAGUCUGUUCAGAGUGGAGCGCAGUCGCCCCGGCUUUUGAAGAUGACAGCACACGUGGUGGUGUUUGUGCUCCUGUUAGUCGUCGCAGCAGCGGAACCAGGACUUGCGACUCUGGACGCCGGUGUGAACGAAACCACGUGGACACAAGAACCUGGAGAUCAGUCGGUACAACGUCCGUUGCUGAGUCCCAAAACAGGAAAGACAGCUUGCGAGCAUCUCUUGAAGGUUGAACAAGGGAAAGAGUCUGUCCUGCUUCCCUAUGUGCCUCAGGUGAAUAUGUCCAGCGCAUCUGUUGUGGUGUGGGCUCGCAAGGGUGGAAGCGGUAGCACAUUUGUUCACACGCUUGACAAGAGUGGGGACAGGCCCAAGGACCCGCGUUACGCCGGUCGAACCCAGAUGAGGCCGGACGCAUUGCAGAGCGGGAACCUCAGCCUGACGCUGAUGAGGCCGGCCGCCAACGACAGCGGCAACUACACCUGCACCGUGAGAGAGUUCGGACAGGAACUCUCUCACUGUGAAGUGCAGCUGGCAGUUGUAGUCAGAGGGACUGAAGAUCCUCCCAACCUCACCUGGAUUGCUGCGGUGGUGGUGCCGGUGUUGGUGUUGGUGUUUGUUGGUGUUGGUGCCAUCAUUGGAUACAAAAAGUUCUGCAAGAGGAAAACCGAUGUCCCCACGGACAAUUCAGAGGGGCAGCAGCUCCGAGACCUACAGGUGGAGGUGGAGUCAGGGGUGGAGUCUGUCCAACUGCCCUUUGGAGCCACACCUGAGCUGCCUGCGGGCUUCACAGUGGAGUGGAAGACCGGGGAAAUGAUGGUCCACACUACAGAGCCUGGGGUCCAGGAUCAGAAUUACGGCAGAACUGAGAUGAACGACGAGACGUUCGAGCUGACCCUGAUACACCCGACAAAAAGAGAUGAAGGAACCUACAGCUGCACUGUGUAUGACAAGAAAAGAAUCGUGGAGACACGUCAGGUGGAGCUUAAGGUCAACGAUGCAGUGGUGGAGGUGGAGUCAGGGGCGGAGUCUGUCUCGCUGCCCUUCCAAACCACACCUAACCUGCCUGAUGCUAGGGUGCAAUGGUGGCAUGACGAUCUGAAGGUCCGCGUCCACUUUUACCCUGACAGCUCAAAUCAGAACCCAGGUUACAGAGACAGAACAAAGAUGAACGACAAACCGUUGGAAACCGGUGACCUCAGUUUGACCCUGAACCGCCCGAUACCCGGUGAGGCAGGAACCUACAUCUGCGAAGUGUUUGAUACACAAACAGGUUUCCUGAGAGAGAAAAGGAUACGUCUCACCGUCACAGACACCAGGUUGAUGAUUAAUCCGUUGCCACCAGGAGAAGAAGGAACUCCUCUGAUGUCUGAUCAGACUGAAGAGCCUCAUGAUUAGUUUGUGAUUGUGUUCUCUCUGAUAAUUAUUGAUAUUGU